Oryzias melastigma (Indian medaka) is the source of this 895-nucleotide messenger RNA. RefSeq names its product GTP-binding protein 1. Gene Ontology annotation, molecular function: GTPase activity; translation elongation factor activity; GTP binding. Gene Ontology annotation, biological process: translational elongation. Lineage: Eukaryota; Metazoa; Chordata; Actinopteri; Beloniformes; Adrianichthyidae. The record is from RefSeq and is a predicted model, not a curated record. The transcript has 6 exons. The annotation marks the transcript as partial.
GACCUCUAUGGAGACGGCGAGGAUACGAGCACAGAGUCCGUGGAUCAUCUAGAUUUGAGCAACAAGCUCGUUCUUGUGAGUCCAACAGGUGAACAAUACGAUUCACUACUGAGACACCUGCGGGAGCGGAUAGACGAGGGCUGCGGGGAGACCAUCUAUGUGGUCGGGUUGGGUUCAGAUGGAGGGGACUAUGGGUUGAAUGAGAAGGACAUGGAAGCGUCGGUGGCGACGGUGCGGUCGCUAUGUGAUCAGAUCGAAGCCGACAUAAUCCUAUUGAGGGAAAGAACGGAGUCUGCGGGAAAGAUUCGGGAUUACCUGAUCCGCCGCAGUGUGGGGGAGCAGGACUUUCUGGAAGUAAGAGUGGCGGUUGUGGGGAACGUGGACGCUGGAAAGAGCACGCUGCUGGGAGUCCUAACUCAUGGCGAGCUGGACAAUGGCAGAGGCUUCGCUCGCCAGAAGCUGUUCAGGCACAAACAUGAGAUGGAGAGUGGCAGGACCAGCAGUGUGGGCAAUGACAUCCUGGGUUUUGACCAGGAGGGUCAGGUGGUUAAUAAGCCUGACAGUCAUGGCGGCGGUCUAGACUGGACUAAAAUUUGUGAGAAAUCCUCGAAGGUCAUCACCUUCAUCGACCUGGCCGGCCACGAGAAGUAUCUAAAAACCACAGUCUUCGGGAUGACGGGACACUUACCUGAUUUCUGCAUGCUGAUGGUGGGCAGCAACGCCGGCAUAGUGGGCAUGACCAAAGAGCAUCUCGGCCUGGCGUUGGCGCUAAACGUGCCGGUUUUUGUCGUGGUUACAAAAAUAGACAUGUGUCCAGCAAAUAUCCUACAAGGUAAAUCAGGAUUGAGAAAUCCUCCGUGUUGAUUUAGAUCAGGGGUGUCAAACUCAUUUUGGU